This is a messenger RNA of Echinops telfairi (small Madagascar hedgehog), 3058 nucleotides long. It is a transcript of the gene KLHDC7A, whose product is annotated as kelch domain containing 7A. NCBI's taxonomy places the organism in Eukaryota, Metazoa, Chordata, Mammalia, Afrosoricida, Tenrecidae. The transcript has a single exon. The record is from RefSeq and is a predicted model, not a curated record. Gene Ontology annotation, molecular function: protein binding. The coding region runs from base 323 to 2620 and encodes 765 amino acids.
UGAGCUUCCUCCUUCUUCGUCUACAUACUGGACCCUCCGCCCGGUCCCAGCUGCUCGUGUCCAGGGAUCUCUGAUGGCUGAUCACAAGCUCGACCCUUGGGCAGAAGCCCCUGCCUCCCAGACGAAGCACUGAAGCAUUCAGGAGAAGCCCACCUACUGCAGGUUGCCAGCCCUGGCCCCCCGCUGCCCCUGCCAGCUCAAAGUCACCUUUGCUCCAGCCCAGAAACCUCUCCCUGCCCACUUGGGCAGGAAGCAAGAAUCAAGACUGGGCAAUCAUUAAUUGGAUUCUUCACAUGCCAGGGCCCCAGGCGGCCUGAGAAGCAUGUUCCCCGGAGGAGCUGGGGCCCCAGACUGGGGCUCGGACAUGCAGCUGACAGGCCGGGUGGUGUUGUCUGCCGCCGCUCUGCUCCUGGUGACUGCUGCUUACCGACUGCUCAGGUCCAGGCCUGCCCAGGCCCCUCCCCAGGGUGGACACGCCAACGCUGACGGCAGAGACGAAGCAGAGGGUGGCUGGCCACCUGCUGUCCAGGGGGCUUCUCCUGGGGCCCUGCACAAGGGACCUCGCCGUCGGAGGACCAGCAAGAGGGCUGAAGCGCCUCUGGGCUCCAGCGGGGAGAUUUUGGGGGGUUCCUGUGCUCUGUCAACAGUGUCCAGAGACGGGGAGCCCAACAGGAGAACCACCAGUGAGGAGGGGACCACGCAGGGCCUGGACUCUGCACAGGUGCCCCUUCCCUGCAAGGAAGCUGGAGCAGCUCUUGUUGGUAAGCCAGACCCCUGUCUUGCACCCCACUUGGGAUGUGACCCCCAAAGCUCCCCAAGUCGACUCCUUGGGGGCGACGGCAGCCUUGUAGGCAGUGAACCUACCCCAUGGAGGGGCUGCAGACCCCCAGAGCCAUCUGCGGCAGGGGAGCCGGGGUCCCCACACCAACACUGGCUGAUGCACAGGGAAGGCGGCAGAAACAUGAACAAGAGUUGGGUCUUGACCCGCGUGUCAGGGGUCCACAGGGAAGAGGCAGGAGCCCUCCAGGCCACCUCGGACCUGGGCCUAGCCCUGAAGCAGCAGGAAGGGGCCCGGGAUGCCUGCUACACCUUCUCGUCCAUGGCCCAGGUCCGAGUGGAGGAGAACUUCAUCCGGAAGAAGGCCACCGAGAGCAGGCCUCGGCUGAGGGGCAAGGUGUAUGAGUACUAUGUUGAGUCCACCUCUCAGGCCAGCCUGGUGCCCCGGGCAGUGGUCCUGGCUGGGGCUCCACCUCCUGUGCCACGGCCCCUGCUGACCAGCCUGGUAGCUGGGGGCCAUGGUGAGACCACAGGAGGUGGAGCUGAAGCAGCCUCUAGCUCACCACCCACGCUGGCCGCCAUGCCUGGUUUCAGCAGGAAGACAAGCCUCCUCCAGAUAGCAGAGAACCCGGAGCUGCAGUUGCAACUCUGUGGCUUUGGGGCCCCCACCCACACCAACCCCCUGUGCCCGGAUUCCAACUCAGAUAACAGCAGCCGGGAACCCCGUGUGCAACUCAUCGCUGGGACCAAUUUCUUCCACCUUCCUCUCAGCCCCAGCUCCGCCCCGAAUGUCCACCUGGACCUGGGCAAUUGCUACGAGGUGCUGACCUUGGCCAAGCGACAGCACCUGGGGGCUCUGAAGGAGGCGGCCUACAAGGUGAUGACCGACAACUACCUGCAGGUCCUGCGCAGCCCGGACAUCUACAACCGCCUGAGCGGCGCAGAACGCGAACUGAUCCUCCGCCGCCGGCUGUGCGGUCGCCAAUGCCUGGUGGUGGCUGACGUCUGCCCGCAGGAGGAGUCCGGCCGCCUCUGUUGCUAUGACGACGAGCAGGACACCUGGCACCCCUUGGCCGGCCUGCCCCAGGAGGCCGUGUCCUGGGGCUGUGCCAUCUGCAGUCUCUUCAAUUACCUCUUCGUGGUGUCCGGCUGCCAGGGGCGCCGGCGCCAGGCCUCCACCCGCGUCUUCUGCUACAACCCGCUGACGGGUAUCUGGAGCGAGGUCAGCCCACUGAACCAGGCCCGGCCGCACUGUCGGCUGGUGGCACUGGACGGGCACUUGUACGCCAUCGGGGGCGAGUGUUUGCACACGGUGGAGCGCUACGACCCCCGCCUGGACCGCUGGGACUUUGCCCCACCGCUCCCCAACGACACCUUUGCCCUGGCGCACACCGCCACGGCCUGUGCCGGGGAGAUCUUCGUCACUGGCGGCACGCUGCGCUACCUGCUGCUGCGCUUCUCCGCCCAGGAGCAGCGCUGGUGGGCCGGCCCCACGGGCGGGGGCAGGGACCGCACCGUGGAGAUGGUGGCGGUCAGUGGCUUCCUCUACCGCUUCGACCUCAACCGCAGCCUGGGCAUCGGCGUGUACCGCUGCAGCGCCAGCACGCGGCUCUGGUAUGAGUGUGCCACCCGCCGGACGCCGUACCCGGACGCCUUCCAGUGCGCCGUGGUGGACAACCGCAUCUACUGCGUGGGGCGCCGGCGCACGCUCGGCUUCCUGGCCGACCACGUCUCACCCAGGUUUGUGCCCGAAGAGCUGCAGAGCUUCCCCUCCCCGCAGGGCACCCUCCUGCCCACCGUGCUGACCCUGCCCGCUCCCGGAGUGCCCCAGACCAGGGUCUAGUGUCCCUUGGGGCUGCUCACCUCGUGAAAAACCGGGAGACCACUGCACCAUCUUGCCCAUCCUUCUAUGGCCAUGUCUGGGAGAGGGAUCAGCCCAGGAAUGGGUCAGUAAGAUGUGUGUUCUAGACCUACCUCCUCCGGAGCUGUGAGGUCUUCCCCUUAGCAGAUAGCUGGUGUCUGCCCUUGCCCAACGCCUGUAGGCUGAGCCCGCCUGGCUUCUGGCCCUCAUAAAUGUUCUCUCUAACCUUGAUGGGCACAGCCUGUUCUUCCAGGCACAGCGGGCCCCAGUGACCUUCAUGCUAAGCCAGCUCCCUCUCAGCCACAAGGACCCCUUCUCAAUCACUGCCCACUGGGCCCUACCUCCACAUUCCCAGAAGCACCGGGGACACAGGUGGGCCGCAGGGAGAGGAGCAGGCAGGAGCUCAGGGGAGUCCAGGGG